This is a messenger RNA of Rotaria sordida, 639 nucleotides long. Lineage: Eukaryota; Metazoa; Rotifera; Eurotatoria; Philodinida; Philodinidae. The record is from the annotation of a GenBank genome assembly.
AUGUCUUAUGUGGUAACUGGUGCAACAGGCCAAGUGGGUUCUGCUGUUGUUGAUUAUCUUAUUUCACAAUCAGUUCCUGUUCGUGUUGUUAUUCGCUCUGAAAAUAAAGCAGAAUCUUUUCGAUCACGUAAUGUUGAAGUAACUAUUGCUGAUUUAACUGAUACUGAAGCAUUAACUAAGGCAUUUCAAGGAGCAAAAGCUGUUUUUGCUAUGAAUCCUCCUGCUUAUGAUAAACCGGAUAUGCAAAUUGUGGCAACUACCGUCGGUCAUGCUCUAGCUUCGGCUAUCAAAGCAUCUAAUGUGAAACGUGUUGUUGUUUUGAGUUCAGUUGGUGCCGAAAGAAGUUCAAAAACGGGAUGUAUUCUUACAACUCAUAUAUUAGAAGAAAAAUUAAAGGAAAGUGCUUCACAAGUAGUAAUGGUUCGAUGUGCAUGGUUUACUGAAAAUUGGUUAAGUGCUAUUUCUGCUGUAAAAUCAGGACAUUCACCUGUGAUUGGUUCAAUGUUACAAAAAUUGGAUCGAAAAAUUCCACAUAUUGCAACAAAUGAUAUUGGUCGUGUCGUUGCUGAAUAUAUGACCAAAUCAGAUGAUAAAAUCGAUAAAUUGGUUAUUAUUGAAUUAGAAGGACCUGAAUCAUAG